Molecule: messenger RNA, 675 nt
Organism: Exophiala xenobiotica
Lineage: Eukaryota; Fungi; Ascomycota; Eurotiomycetes; Chaetothyriales; Herpotrichiellaceae
Exons: 1
Coding region: 1-675 (224 amino acids)
Cellular component (GO): membrane
Molecular function (GO): fatty acid elongase activity
Source: RefSeq, a predicted model, not a curated record
AUGGGUCUCGACGGACGGCCAUUUACCACGCUGCAGAGUGUCAUCUUGACUAGCGGCCCUUUCCUAUUCCUUUGGAGCACACUGCGAGGCUACGUCGAGCGCCACGGUCCUUUCUCUCUUGCGAAGUCAACCACCCGCUUCAACAGCCAGAUAUAUUCGCUGUGUUCUCUGGGCCUGGCAUUGCUCAUUCUUAACGACGUCUUCCACUUCCAAGAGUAUGAGAAUAUCAAAGGCUCCCAUCUGGCCUACAUCUAUCAUCUAUCCAAGUUCUACGAGUACAUUGAUGUUUUCAACCUGGUUGCCAAUGGACAGUCCAUCGGACCUCAUAUGGCGUUCCACCACAUCACAACACCAUUCUUGACGUAUUUCCGAGUCCUUAAUGCCUCGGACUGGCAAUUGUUUGCCUUCUUGAAUUGCUUUCAUCAUUUCUGGAUGUAUGCCUACUUUGGUGGAUUGUCUGCGUUCAGAUCAAUACUCCCAAUUACUGGAUGGGUCCAGCUCGUAGGCGGAAUUGCUCUCGAUGUGUUCUAUUUAGCAAGCAAUGGCUGGGAAGGCCCCGAAUCUUUCAACAGGUCGGCCGCUGUCGUGCUUUUGACGGGAUAUUCAUUGUUGUUCUACCGAGAACUCCGUGCAGGGAGUCAGCAGAAAUCAAAGAUGCUGAAGAAGAAAGAAUGA